This is a messenger RNA of Apis dorsata (giant honeybee), 1306 nucleotides long. RefSeq lists its product as uncharacterized. The record is from RefSeq and is a predicted model, not a curated record. Lineage: Eukaryota; Metazoa; Arthropoda; Insecta; Hymenoptera; Apidae. The transcript is spliced from 8 exons. The coding region runs from base 181 to 1008 and encodes 275 amino acids.
GAGAGAGAAAAAGAGAAACAAAUCAUCACGUAAAAACGAGAAAGAGAUAGAUAACCGUGAGUGCGACGCUCUUUGAGGCUGAAUCGCGGACUAUACCAAGAGGAACGAUUCCUUCAAAGGGAAGAUUAAGGAUUCACGUUCGCGCAAACGAGUGGUUUAGCAGUUCAGUAGAGCGGUAAAAUGGACGCGCGCUUUAGAAGCAAUCUCGACAUGAUUGGGCGCAACGAGCCCAUCACAAGGAAAGCCAGAUUCUGGCAAAGUUAUGUUCGAGCUUUAAAAGGCACUGAUGAUAUCAGAGCCCCUGAGCACACACACAGACCCCGCAGUAUUUUCCGCUCAGAUUACCCUGAGCUGCAUUCCACCUCGUGGCCAUUUGGAAAAUCUAUCUUUGAAAAUCCCAUCCACGCAGCUGAUCGCAUCAACGUUCCUGGAUACAGGUACCUGCCUGUUCACCGUGAGAUCUACGGUUACUCACCGAGGCAGAUCUACCCGCAUCAAUACAAACCUGUAGAACGCUUCAUCCCUGCGAAACCAUUCGACCCUGAGCAAGCUUGGGCUGAUCAUCUGAAUCGCUUGGCAGACAUUGACAAGCUGUAUCCAAGCAAAUCGCCUUUGUUGGCUCGGCAUAUUAGCCCUCCUCUCAGUACGAAACGAUUAUUCGAUAUCCACGGUAACUUGGUAACCGAUUACGAUUAUUUACCAUCGUUCCCUUCGUUGUUACGCAAGAAACCAUUAUUCGAUCUCCUUGAGCCAUCAGCAAUGGCACCGAUCAGCGCUUUCACUAGAGACCCAUGGUGGUAUCCUAGUUAUGCUCCUUAUAUUCCAAGUUAUGCUGCGAAAUCCACUCCGUUUUAUCUCAGAGAUAGUUACCUAAGUCCUGUUAAACGUAGCUAUCUAUGGAGCCGACAUCCCAUCAGGCCUUUCGGAGCGUUAUACUACUAUUAUUCGCAGCCAGUUCCACGAUUUCACUUUACCCGCCCAUGGUACAAUAAACGUACCACAUAUUAAGAAACAAACUCACGCCUAUUGAUGACUGAUCGUCGCCCCGAAUGGAACGCGUGAUACGAAAAUAAGCAAUGAAAAAAACCAAAUAAAAUUACGAAAAAAGAUAACAAAAAAAAGAUGUGAAAAAGUAUUUACAUCGUAUCCUAAACAACUAUUCGAUAUCUAUUGCCUGAUUAUUUUUUUUCUCACAGUACGUAUCAUCGUUCACGGAGUUCUAUUUAUUAACGUUUCUCAUCACCAUGGUUUAUUGUACUAUUCGUUCGUGCUGUCUACGAAUAAAAUAAACACUGCCCAAAUUUUA